This is a messenger RNA of Egretta garzetta (little egret), 1824 nucleotides long. RefSeq names its product polypeptide N-acetylgalactosaminyltransferase 18 (gene GALNT18). The record is from RefSeq and is a predicted model, not a curated record. Gene Ontology annotation, cellular component: Golgi apparatus. NCBI's taxonomy places the organism in Eukaryota, Metazoa, Chordata, Aves, Pelecaniformes, Ardeidae.
AUGGUGUGCACCAGGAAAACCAAAACUUUAGUGUCCACUUGCGUGAUUUUGAGUGGAAUGACUAACAUCGUCUGCCUGCUGUACGUGGGCUGGGUCACCAACUACAUUGCCAGUGUCUAUGUGAAAGUGCAGGAGCCGAUCUCAGAAAAAAAGUUAGAGGAAGACAAAGGGGACACUUUAAGGAUUAUAGAAAGGCUGGACCAUUUGGAAAAUGUCAUCAAGCAGCACAUCCAAGAAGCUCCACCAAAACUGGAAGAAAAUCCUGCCGAANNNUUCACUGACUCGUCUCUAUUUGCUCACUGGGGCCAGGAUCUCAGUCCUGAAAACAGACGUAUCGCACUGAAACAAUUCCAGUAUUAUGGCUACAACGCUUACCUGAGCGAUCGCUUGCCGCUGGACAGGCCCCUGCCUGACCUCAGGCCUAACGGGUGCAGAAACCUUACAUUCCCUGAUAGGCUUCCUGAGGUCAGCAUUGUAUUCAUAUUUGUCAACGAAGCUCUCUCAGUGAUUCUGCGUUCCAUUCAUUCAGCCAUUGACCGGACUCCUGCUCACCUGCUCAAAGAGAUUAUUUUAGUUGAUGAUAACAGUAAUAAUGAAGAACUCAAGGAGAAACUAAAGAAGUAUGUUGAUGAAGUGAAUGCCCAUAAGCCUGGUUUCAUCAAGGUUGUUCGACACAGCAAACAAGAGGGGCUGAUUCGAUCUCGAGUUAGUGGGUGGAGAGUAGCCACAGCGCCAGUAGUCGCUCUCUUUGAUGCCCAUGUGGAGUUCAAUGUGGGAUGGGCUGAACCAGUGCUCACUAGGAUAAAAGAAAACAGAAAAAGAGUCAUUUCUCCAUCAUUCGAUAACAUUAAGUAUGAUAAUUUUGAAAUAGAGGAGUAUCCCCUCUCAGCCCAGGGGUUUGACUGGGAGCUGUGGUGCCGAUAUCUGAACCCUCCUAAGUCAUGGUGGAAACUGGAGAACACAACUGCUCCAAUAAGAAGUCCUGCAUUGAUUGGAUGCUUCAUAGUAGAUAGAGAAUAUUUCCAAGAGAUUGGCUUACUGGAUGAAGGCAUGGAAGUAUAUGGAGGAGAGAAUGUGGAGCUCGGAAUCAGGGUAUGGCAAUGUGGAGGAAGUGUUGAGGUUCUACCUUGCUCCAGGAUUGCCCACAUAGAAAGAGCACAUAAACCAUACACAGAAGAUCUAACUGCUCAUGUCCGAAGAAAUGCACUAAGGGUGGCUGAAGUCUGGAUGGAUGAGUUUAAGAGCCAUGUCUAUAUGGCGUGGAACAUACCCCAGGAGGACUCCGGAAUUGAUAUUGGUGAUAUUUCUGAGAGGAAGGCCUUGAGGAAAAAGCUCCAGUGCAAGACCUUUAGGUGGUAUCUUGUCAGCGUGUAUCCAGAAAUGAGAAUGUAUUCAGAUACUGUCGCCUAUGGGGUGCUGCAGAAUUCGCUGAAAAGUGAUUUGUGCCUUGAUCAAGGACCAGACACAGAAAAUAUCCCAAUCAUGUACAUCUGCCAUGGGAUGACACCACAGAAUGUUUAUUACACAAGCAAUCAGCAGCUCCAUGUGGGUGUUCUGAGUCCCACUAUCGACGAUGAUGACAACAGAUGCCUGGUGGAUGUGAACAGCAGGCCCAGGCUCAUUGAAUGCAAUUAUGCCAAAGCCAAGAGAAUGAAGCUUUACUGGCAGUUUACUCAGGGAGGUCCAAUCCAGAACCGAAAAUCCAAGCGUUGCCUGGAAUUGCAGGAAAACAACGAAAAUGAAUUUGGAUUUCAACUCGUCCUUCAGAAAUGCACUGGACAACGCUGGUCUAUAACAAAUGUCCUGAAAAGCUUGUCAUCAUAG